Molecule: messenger RNA, 1032 nt
Organism: Cheilinus undulatus (humphead wrasse)
Lineage: Eukaryota; Metazoa; Chordata; Actinopteri; Labriformes; Labridae
Product: granzyme G-like
Exons: 5
Coding region: 69-794 (241 amino acids)
Biological process (GO): proteolysis
Molecular function (GO): serine-type endopeptidase activity
Source: RefSeq, a predicted model, not a curated record
AUUAAAGGCCAUAUGCAUCAGUGAUGUUUACCACUGCUCUGCAGAAGUCUGGCUGAACUGAUCCCACCAUGACUACCAACAGCAAACUGAUGAUUCUGAUGCUUGUACUGACUCUCAGUGGUCAAGGUCAUACAGGGAAAAUCUUUGGUGGUCAACCGGUUCCACCCCAAAGCAGGCCCUACAUGGUGCUGGUGAAGAACCAGCUGCAGGGUGGAAACAAAACAUACUGUGGAGGCUUCCUUCUGAGGGAAGACUUCGUCAUGACUGCUGCACAUUGCCUAGCGAACUCUCACGAGGUCUUCCUGGGAUUUACUAAUUACAGUCACAGUAAAGUGCACAUUCACGUUGAAAGCACAUUUCCACGUAAAGACUUCAACACAACUGCCAAAACAAAUGACUUAAUGCUGCUCAAGUUGAGCUCCAAUGCAAAAUUCACCCCCAGUAUCAGGCCCAUCGCCCUGGCUGGUGAAGACGACGGCUCUUUGCCCAGUUCCUGCUCAGUCUCCGGCUGGGGAAGAACAAACUACAACAGUAAAGGUCUGUCCCGUGUUCUCAUGGAAGUCAACGUCACUCUAGUUGAGAACUGUCCAAAAGAAAACUCGUACUGCUCUGAGGGGCUGGACGGACCAGGAGAAGGAGACUCUGGUGGUCCGUUGGUCUGUGAGGAUGGGAGGGCGUAUGGGGUGGUGUCCGCCGGUAAAAAAACAACAUCUGGGGACCUUGUCCACAGUUACACUAAGAUUUCUGACUACAGUAGCUGGAUCGAUGCGAUUAUGAAUCCUGAACAGCCCUAAAUCUUGACUGAUCUGUCAUUGCAUUGAAAUAUUUCUCUUUCUGUAUAAAGCCUAGUUCAUCUUUGUUCCACUUUUGUCCUGUUCCAUAAGCAAAUCGCUUCAUUUACUCUUUUAUCCUAUCUAUUUUCAGCAUAAACUGUAGCUCUUUGUUUAAUUGAACUCUUGCAUUUAAUAAAAUCAACAACAAAGACAACACUGCCAUCUAGUGAAUAAAGAGCGUCACUGCAUCACAAAGAGA